CUGACGGCAACGCGAGUCAUUCCAUUAAACAAAUUCCUAGUCCAAGGCUUGUAGAAGUUUAAACUCCAGAAACAUAUACGCAACUUCAUAACCAAAUCUGCAAUUCACUUUCCCUGUGUUUGGGAGAGUGAGGGUACGUCUGCAUUGGGGUCUGUUCGUCCAGUGAUGGAACUGCAGAAUUCUGGUUGAAAAAAAAGCAACUUCAUAAAGUAUUUAGAUUCCCUUCGUGAAAACUCCUCCACCAUGGAAAAUAACAAGACAAUCAUCAACCUAGCAGAUGAAAGCAUUGUGAGCAAUGAGCUUUCCACAACCAUCGGCACCCUAAUCCUGACUCUGGUUUUCCUGAUCGGAGUUCCGGGGAAUCUUUUCAUAAUCUGGAGUAUUUUAUUCCGGACCCGGAAGCGCUCUGUCACCUGCCUCCUGAUUCUUAACCUCGCGCUGGCAGACGGGACUCUGAUGCUCCUGACUCCAUUCUUCAUCGUGUACUUGGCGUUGCAAGACUGGGUUUUUGGGAUAGUCCUGUGCAAGAUCUUGUUCUACCUCUGCUGUAUGAAUAUGUACGCCAGCAUCUUUCUCAUUACGCUCAUGAGCCUUGAUCGCUUGGUGGCCGUGGCUUGGCCCCGUAAAAUGGCAAUUUUACGGAAGAAAGGGUUGGUGAUCAAGGUCUUGGUCACACUGUGGAUGAUGACUUUGGCAUUUGCGGUUCCUGCGGUCGUGUAUCGAUACAUAAGGACCGAUGCAAGGGAGAACCGAACUGUCUGCAUGCCUUUCCACAAGAGCAGGGGUCACCAGGUAUUCCAGUAUGGGUUUGAGACGUUCAUCGGGUUUGUGGUCCCGUUCUCUGUAAUUUUGGGGAGUUAUGGGUAUAUCUUGCGCCGUUUACGGAGCUCCAAGUUCCAAAGGCGCAUCCGCAGUGAGAAGCUGAUCCUGGCGAUCAUCGUGAUGUUUGGAGUCCUGUGGCUGCCCUACCAUGUGGUCAAUAUCAUUCAGGUGGUGGCUGCCCUCUCCUCGAAGGAUCUGGAGAGUCGGCUGGACCAUGUGUGGAAGAGCUGCCGUGCCGUGGCCUCUGCCCUGGCCUUUAUCAGCAGCUGUGUGAACCCUGUGCUGUACACCUUCGCAGGGAAGGGCUACAUGAAGACCGCUGGCUUCAACUUCAUGGCUAGGCUCUUCGAAAGCACGGCUUCGGACUCAGCCAGCAGGAAAUCACGUCGAGCCAAGCCCAGCAAAGAACGCACCUGCCUGGAGUCUAUGGAGCUUCAGAGAAGCAAGGAUACCUCCACUGAUGGAUGAAACAGUGCAGAUGAGCACUAACCAAGCCUAGAGAUCUCUAACUAACUUUAUUGGUGUUAUUCCUAGACCUCUUUUUAUUGUGUUGUUUUUUGGUGAGUUUUGAAGAGUUUAGGGCUGUGCUGUUUUACAGAAUUCUCUUUACCAUGUUUUAAGUUGGGUUUGAAAAGAUUUCAAAGAAAGCUAGUAGUCAGAAUGCAGCAUGUGUCUUAGUCUAGCUAUUUAUUCAGCUGUUUUUAUUUGUUAGAGAUUUAUUUUGGUUAUCAGACAGCUCUUACAGAACAAAGUGAUCUUCAGUGGAUCUUUACUGUGCAGAGAGAGAAGCAAAGACAUUCAUUAUUAUGUAGUGUUCAGUUUGAAACUAUAAUAUAAUAUAUUCUUGGUGUUGUGUUAGUUUAUUCCAUUCUCCCAGAGAUUAGUUUCAUUAAAGCUACACAGACAGACAGAGCCCCACAUUCCUGUUCAGUUUGACACUACAAUACAAUUAAAAUAAGAAUAUAACAAGAUGCAUGUGUUGAAGCAAAUAUGUUUCUCACAACAACAAACAUAUGGAGAGACAGCUCCAUUAACUGCAAAUGCAAGCUUACAAUGGUAAGAGACAAGGCUCUAGUAGACACAGGAACAUUAUAUUGUUUUGGAUGUGGACCCAAAACACACAUUUUGCAUUGCCAUUUUGCACUUUUAGCAUGGUUAAUUGUGUUUUUUUUUUUUUUUUUUUAUUUUUUUUUAUUUAGUCGUUGCCAAUUAUUUUUAUUAUUUUUUCCCAAUUUGGAAUCGCCAAUUAUUUUAUUAUGCUCAGCUCACCACUACCACCCCUGCGCUGACUCGGGAGGGCGAAGACGAACACACGCUGUCCUCCGAAGCGUGUGCCAUCAGCCGACCGCUUUUUUACACCCUGCGGACUCACCAUGCAGCCACCCAAAAGCUACAGCGUCGGAGGACAACGCAGCUCUCGGGCAGCUUACAGGCAAGCCCACAGGCGCCCGGCCAGACUACAGGGGUCGCUGGUGCGUGGUGACCCGAGGACACCCUGGCCAACCUAACCCUCCCUCCCCCCGGGCGGCGCUCGGCCAAUUGAGCGCUGCCCCCUGGAACCUCCCGUCCUCGGUCGGCAAAGGAAUAGCCUGGACUCGAACUCACGACGUCCAGACUAUAGGGCGCAUCCUGCACUCCACAUGGAGCGCCUUUACUGGAUGCACCACUCUGGAGCCCCCCAGCAUGGUUAAUUGUUUGCCAUGCUUUUUAAUAUGCUUUAAUAUCUCUCUCUGUGCUUUACAAUGCGUACCUAUGCUUGCACUGUGCUUUAUUACACUUUGCUGUGCUUUUACUGUAAGGAACUUUUAUAAGGGUUAGUUUAACAUGGUUUGUUUCGUAAUAUGCUUUACCAUACCUUUACAAUGCUUACCUAUGCUUUACUAUGCCUUCACUCUGCUUUAUUACAGGUUGCUGUGCUUUUAGUGUGGGAAACUUGUAUAAGGGGGAAACCUGCAGUCUACAAAAUGAAACAGAAUAGAUAAUAAUCAUACGUCCAUCCAUUUUUUUAAUUCACUUUUGUGUUUCAUUUGUUUUUGUGGCAGGGCACAGGCCCUGUACAUGUAAAAAUGUAAAUAUUGAGUUUGUGUGUUUUUAGUUUUUAAGUAAAGUCUUUAUAAAGUUUGAAAACUUGACAGAAAAUAUUGAGAAAAUAGGAAUUGCUUAUGAUAUUUAAAUUAAAGGCAUAAAGAAUACACACAGCAAUGUUUCUGCACAGCUUGAGUUUACCUGUUAGCAAGCUUCUUGUACUUCGCUGGUUCCCGGCAUCUCACUGGUUAAUUGUGAAUAUAAUACUGCAAGCGGAAGCUAGAGAAUGGAUCAUAGAAAUCCCAGACAGCUAAUUGCAGCCUGCCUGGGAAUUACUAAAAGCAUGACUUAGAAGUUUGGGUUGUCAUUUUAGAAAAAAAAGAAAAAACUACAGUAAAUCCACUUGCUUGCAAUGCGUGUGUGUGACUGGAUAAGCAACUGGAUUCUUGAUGGAUUUACUGUGCCAUCUUUGUCUCCCUCAAUCUGACCUACCAGUGUACCUGUCUGUGAACCAAAUUUGUGGAAGGUAAAUUUAUAUAAGAAACACAAUAUUCUGUGUUUGGAGAGUCGGGAUGCUUUAUAUUUCUAUAGCAAGGUGAUCGAUAAGGAAUACAAUAUUUCUUUAUUUGCAUUAGUGCAGUAUCGGUACAGUCUUUACAAUUUUUAAAAAAUAUAUAUGGUAUUUAUUAUUAUUUGUUUAUUUAGCAGAUGCCUUUAUCCAAGGCGACUUACAGAGACUCGGGUGUGUGAACUAUGCAUCAGCUGCGGAGUCACUUACAAUUACAUCUCACCCGAAAGACGGAGCACAAGGAGGUUAAGUGACUUGCUCAGGGUCACACAAUGAGUCAGCGGCUGAGGUGGGAUUUGAACCGGGGACCUCCUGGUUACAAGCCCUUUUCUUUAACCACUGGACCACACAGCCUCCUGUAUGUGCAUGCAGGCCUUUAAUUAAGUAUAUUCCAUCUGCAGGGUUGGAAUUAAACACAAAGUUCUGUUUCUGUGGUUUUUUGUUCAAAGCCAUAUUGUUUGUAGUCAAAAAAGCAAAUGAGAAAACAUGUUGUUUAUGUUUUUAUUGUAAGAUCAAGUUUUUGUACAGUAGUUCAGUAAUAUUAGAGUUAAAAUGCAAGGCUGUAGUUAAUGCAUACUCCCAUAAGUUAGCACAGUAUGUACAGUAUUUAUUCAAAAGGACUCAUGACUUUAAGGUAAUGUUGCAUUUUACUCACAUGGUGUCUGAUUGGUGAUUAAAUUAUUCAAUGACCAAACCCUUUUCUGGAGUGCUGGCCACCUCUCUUAGAGGAGCCUGUUUCUGAGCUGUGAGGCUCAGUUAGAAUCACAGACCAGAGCAGCAUGCUCUUCUCUGACAGUACCUGCGCUCUCAUUCCCUUCUCCUGGGCGAUCCAUUUUGAUUUACUUUUAAUUUGUUUGUUUAAAUCUUUUGGUUCUUUUUAGUUGUGAAAUAAAAGUGCGCUGACAAGUGCUUUGAAACAGAUCUCUGUCUCCUGUGUCUGCUCUUCAUGCCACUAGCCAGCCUUGCCCGCAAAGCUACUCCUUCACCGGUUUGAAUAUUGUGUUGUUGUUUUUUAAAUAGUAUUGAUUGCACUGACUUUCCUUAUAAACUACAGCACUGGAAACAUCUCUGUUUACCACAAGACCAGUGAGGUAACACUAUAGAGUAUUAGACACUAUAGACUGAUUCACCUGCCAUAGCACUGUCAAUAGGGUGCACCAUGGAACCGAUGCACCUGCCACAGUACUGUCAAUAGGGUGUACACCAUGGGACUGCUUCACCUGCUACACACUGUCUAUAGAGUGUACCCCAUGGGACUGCUUCACCUGCCACAGCACUGUCAAUAGGGUGUACACCAUGGGACCGAUUUACCUGCCACAGCACUGUCAAUAGAGUGUAAACCAUGGGAUCUAUUCAUCUGCCACAGUACUGUCAAUAGGGUGCACCAUGGGGCGGAUUCACCUGCCACAGCACUGUCAAUAGGGUGUACACCAUGGGGCUGAUUCACCUGCCACAGCACUGUCAAUAGGGUGUACACUAUGGGACUGCUUCAGCUGCCACAGCACUGUCAAUAGGGUGUACCCCAUGGGACUGAUUCACCUGUCAUAGCACUGUCAAUAGGGUGUACCCCAUGGGACUGAUUCACCUGCCACAGCGCUGUCAAUAAGGUGUGCACCAUAGGACUGAGUCACCUGUCACAUCACUGUCAAUAGGGUGUACACCAUAGGACUGAUUCACCUGCCAUAGCACUGUCAAUGGCACACCAUGGGACUGACUCACCUGCCACAGCACUGUCAAUAGUUCACCAUGGGACUGAUUCACCUGCCAUAGUAUUGUCAUUCGAGUACUAUGUAGCUAAUUGAAGUGACAAUGACUAGGA
Acipenser ruthenus (sterlet) is the source of this 5234-nucleotide messenger RNA. RefSeq names its product leukotriene B4 receptor 1. The coding region runs from base 244 to 1290 and encodes 348 amino acids. The record is from RefSeq and is a predicted model, not a curated record. Gene Ontology annotation, biological process: inflammatory response; phospholipase C-activating G protein-coupled receptor signaling pathway; positive regulation of cytosolic calcium ion concentration. Gene Ontology annotation, molecular function: leukotriene receptor activity; complement receptor activity. NCBI's taxonomy places the organism in Eukaryota, Metazoa, Chordata, Actinopteri, Acipenseriformes, Acipenseridae. Gene Ontology annotation, cellular component: plasma membrane. The transcript is spliced from 3 exons.